Messenger RNA from Syzygium oleosum, 768 nucleotides. Its product is annotated as protein transport protein Sec61 subunit beta-like. Gene Ontology annotation, cellular component: endoplasmic reticulum membrane; Sec61 translocon complex. The transcript has 3 exons. Bases 228 to 470 code for a protein of 80 amino acids. Lineage: Eukaryota; Viridiplantae; Streptophyta; Magnoliopsida; Myrtales; Myrtaceae. The record is from RefSeq and is a predicted model, not a curated record. Gene Ontology annotation, biological process: intracellular protein transport.
AAGGCUGCGAAUUUUAUAGUACUCCUCCUAGUCCUGAUCAGAAUUCGAUAGACUCAACUCUCCUUCGAUUCGAUUUCGUCAUCGUUCGUUCAAAGAUUGUAUUUUUCAGCAACCCUUUUGAGAAUUUCAAUCCGUUCGUCGUCGGAGGGUUCUAAUUCUCGUAUUCUUGAUUGACGAGGUUCCAGUUUCUUUUCCAGUGGAUCCAUGCAUGAGUUUUCAGACGGGAAAUGGCUUUAACCGGACCAACUCCGCCCAGAGGAAGUGCAGCUGCCGCCGCAAGCAUGCGGAGGCGUAGGACUGCGAGCGGUGGGCCCUCCGGAGGAGCAACUGGGACCAUGCUCCAGUUCUACACGGAUGAUGCUCCAGGACUGAAGAUUUCUCCAAAUGUCGUCCUUGUGAUGAGUAUUGGCUUCAUUGCAUUUGUCGCAAUUCUUCAUGUCAUGGGUAAGCUCUACUUUGUCCGUAGAUAGGCCCAGAAGGCUGAAGCAGCUGUUUAAAGGGGUCCAAGUGCUACGUUAUUAGUUCUAGUUCAUCUACGGAAUUAGCUAGUGGCAGUAGCUGUGAGUUGGAUUGUAAGAACCCAGAAAAGUUCCCCUAGUUACCGUCAAGGUUUUGAGAUACAUAGUUUUAGUUUCAAUUUGUCAUGGGGCAAGAUUCAGCCCCAACCGUGUAACUCCUGAGAAGUGUCUCUCAAUAGUAUGACAUUGAGGUUUUCUGUUUCUCUUUGUCCUGAAUUUUGUCUGUGAAUUAAAAAAUCUUUUGUGAUCA